AUGGCGUCGAACACAAAAUAUACUCGCGCUUCCCAGCGAGACUCGCUCGAUGAUCCCGCACAUUAUUCGCAAGCCCCUCCAUCUUAUGCUGAACCUUCCACAUCUGCGGAUAAUGAUGCUCUCCUAGGAGGACCAAGAAGCAGCGAGGACAACAUUCCGGAUGACUUCAAGUUUGGAGGUUCUGUCGCUGAAGCAACUAUUGAGAUCCGCAUGCAGUUUGUCCGAAAAGUCUACUCUAUCCUCUCUGUACAACUCAUUGCCACAGCCGCUCUAAGCUCCGUCUCCUUCUUCAGCGAAUCCUACAAAACCUGGAUUCAGUCAAACACUUGGAUGUUAUGGACUUCGAUGUUUGGCGCAAUUGGUUUCAUGCUCUUGACCUACUGGAAGCGCAAGUCAUAUCCAACCAACUUGUUGUUUCUUGGAGGAUUCACAGCGCUCGAGGCAUACUCGAUAUCGGUCAUCGUAUCGACAUUUGAUUCUCGCAUUGUUCUUCAAGCCGUCUUACUUACUGCCGGAAUAUUUGUUGCGCUGACACUCUUCGCCUGCCAAACCAAAUAUGAUUUUACGUCAUGGAUGCCUUAUCUCUUUGGUGGACUUUGGGCAUUGAUUCUCUUCGGAUUCAUGGCCAUGUUCUUCCCAAACAACAGUACGGUUGAUUUGAUUUAUUCUGGUAUCGCCGCUCUUAUCUUCUCCGGCUACAUUCUCGUUGACACCCAGCUCAUUAUGAGACAUUAUCACGUGGAGGAGGAGAUUGCAGCAGCUAUCAGUCUUUACCUUGACAUCAUCAACCUGUUUUUGGCCAUUCUCCGAAUCCUUAACAGCCAACAAAAUAACUAG
Botrytis porri is the source of this 837-nucleotide messenger RNA. RefSeq lists its product as uncharacterized. The transcript is spliced from 5 exons. Gene Ontology annotation, cellular component: membrane. The coding region runs from base 1 to 837 and encodes 278 amino acids. The record is from RefSeq and is a predicted model, not a curated record. NCBI's taxonomy places the organism in Eukaryota, Fungi, Ascomycota, Leotiomycetes, Helotiales, Sclerotiniaceae.